UCCCGUUCGCCCCCGCGUGCUCUCUUGUCGCCACUGCCGCGGCCGUCGCUCUACCGCCUCUACGCCAGGUGCCUAGUCCUGUCCUCGCCGGUCCCUUCGCCGAGUUUUCAUCGGGUCCUUCGCCAGGUCUCCAUCGGUCCGGUCGCCUGCGACGAGCAUCCACCAGCUACUGGGUGAACAUGGGCACACCAAUGUCGCCGUGGAAGGGGCGGCUGCGCUCUCACCACGCGACCGUUCAAAGUUUGUCCAAGAGGAGGCUCCCUUCUCGGACCAAGAACCCGGAGGAGAAAGAGAAGCUCCGAACAUCGACGAAGAAGGCUGCCCCGAAGAAGACGGCGAGAGGUCGCCCCGCUGGAGCUGCUCAACAGCAGCCGAUGGCUCGCUUAGGACUGUCGUCGCGGCAUGCUGGAAGAGACUCUGAGCAUCCAGUUGUGAUAGACGAUGAUGUAAACGGGGAAUGUAACGGCAGGGCUGAUCAAUCAGCAACUACGCCUCUCCGCAGGUCCCCACGACUACACGUGGAAGAUAAGAGUUUGGGCAAGUCACCAUUGCCACCAAAUCGCCGGGAGACCUCUGCUAACAGAAAGACUAAAAAUGCUCAUAGGAAAUACAAAAAUCAAGAGAGCCUGAAAAGGAAUAGCGCAAGUGCUGCAUUAUCACCUAGGAAAGAUAUUUCAGAUGUGUCUAACAAAAAGAGUGACAAACAUGAGUUAAAGCCCAACCGUUGUGAAGUGCUAACAGGAAAGAGGAAGAGAGGAACAGAAAGGAGGCUGUCAUCGAAGAAGCAACGUUGCCAGGAUCCCAAACUAUUGCCUGCGGUUUGCCAAGAGAUUGCACCUUGCAAUGAACCCAGAAAAUCUACACACAGAAGGAUUGAAAAGGACCCCUCUAUUGAGGAAUUUGAGGUGAAGCUUAAAGUUGCUAAUGAGAGAUUGACAAACAUUGAUGAAAACAUCAACAAGCUAAGUGGGACCGAGAGAGAAGAAAUGGGAAAUUUCUGUGGUUCUGAUUGGACAAAAGAGCAGGACAUGGCAUUGCGCAAAGCUUACUUCAGUGCCCGACCAUCCCCACAUUUCUGGAAGAGAGUUUCAAAAAUGGUGCCAGGGAGAUCUGCUGAAGACUGCUUCAACAGAAUUUAUAAUGACCUCUCAACACCGACUCCAAUUGCACCACGUCCCAGAACAAGUAAAACAACAUUUUCUCCUAUAGGAAAUCUCACAUUAUCUGAUCCAAAGCUUCCAAAUAUCUUGGAACCUACAGUCGGAAGGCAAAAGACCGCUAACCAAAAGAGUCUAGUAGCACAGAAGACAGUUAGGCAUUUGUUGCAGAAGCAUUGCCGCAUUGACCAAGCUCAAGAGGCCGACCACUUCUCAAUUUUUGAAAGCUCACCAAGUGCCUUACAAUUGAACUUAUCUUUUGAAGAUUCUCCUGGUACUCCUGACAGUUAUAUGAAUUCAGAUUCUCUAGGCAAGCACAGUGGAAGUUCUUCAGCACGGAAGAAACCAUUUUCAAGGUUAAGAACUAAGCCAUCUGAACCGAGCCCAGCAGUUCUAAAGCCUAUAAAGAAUGCUAUCUUACAUGAGAAGUACAUUGAUCAAUUGGCACGUAGAGAAGGCACAAAAAGGCCUCGCAGAAGGACUCCAGCAGGCUCUAAAACUGCUGAUUCUGGGAAGUCUCUUUCUGAGCAGCAAGCUGGUAGUCUGAAGGCUGCUAAAAAUGCUCUCAUCUCAGAAGCAACGGACUUCAUAAGCAGUUUUAAGGCGCUGCAAGCCAAUUCCCUUGCACAUGUUGUGGAGAAUAGCGAAGACGAGAUUGAAUGUGAUGCCAGUGAUUGUAGCUAUGCUGAUAAAGAAUGAGGAGGUGCUUACAGUCUUGAUGCCCAGCGGCACUUAGCAAUCAUUUCCUUUAUGUCAACUGACUUUAGUCAUCACUUAUCAGUGCCUGUUGCUGCAAUAAGGCUAGGCAGUUGUCAGGGCUGUCUAUUCUGCCUGAUGCUGUAUUUAGUUUUGAACCUCUUAGUGCCCUCAGAGAUGUUAGUUAGUUGUGAAAGUGCUACCUUCAUCGUGCCUUAUGAAGACUGAAAUCACUGG
This is a messenger RNA of Zea mays, 2090 nucleotides long. RefSeq lists its product as uncharacterized. The transcript has 4 exons. The record is from RefSeq and is marked provisional. The coding region runs from base 180 to 1856 and encodes 558 amino acids. Lineage: Eukaryota; Viridiplantae; Streptophyta; Magnoliopsida; Poales; Poaceae.